This is a messenger RNA of Racocetra fulgida, 297 nucleotides long. Lineage: Eukaryota; Fungi; Glomeromycota; Glomeromycetes; Diversisporales; Gigasporaceae. The record is from the annotation of a GenBank genome assembly.
AUGGAUAAUUAUACUAAUAAUAAUGCCAGUGAAAAUGAAACAAUUACUUUGAGAAGUAGUGACGGCAUAGAAUUUCAUAUUGAUGCACGUAUCGCUAAUCGUUAUACUUUGCUUAACAAUUGGAAUGAAAAUGCAUCUCUUCCUAAUGUUACUGGAAAAGUCUUGGAAAAGACUGUCGCAAAUAUGAUUAAGGGUAAAUCACCCGAAGAAAUUAGAUCUACUUUUAAUAUUGUUAAUGAUUUUAGUCCAGAAGAAGAAGAAGCUAUUCGUAGAGAAAACGAAUGGAUUGAUGAUUGA